AUGUGGUCUCUUGCAGGAAAUGGCCCCUUUCCAGGAAUUAUUGACUUGUAUGGAACUGGUGGAGGACUCCCUGAAUACAGAGCAUGCCUGCUGGCCAACUAUGGCUUUGCUGUGCUAGCUCUGGCUUACUACAACUAUGAUGAUCUCCCCAAAGAGAUGAAGGAAUUCCACCUGGAAUAUUUUGAAGAAGCCGUAAAUUAUAUGUUACAACACGCACAGGUUAAAGGUCCAGGAAUUGGAUUGCUUGGAAUCUCAAAGGGGGGUGACCUGUGUGUCUCCAUGGCCUCCUUCCUAAAGGGCAUCAUGGCCACUGCCCUUAUCAAUGGCUCAGUGGCAAAUGUGGGUGCAGUGCUCCGCUACAAGGACGUCACCAUUCCACCCCUUGGUGUCAAUGCUAAACGCAUCAAGGUCAACAGCUCUGGGACUGCUGAUAUUAUCGAUGCACUGAACAACCCCCUAGAAGGACCUGACCGCCAAAGCUUCAUCCCUCUGGAGAAAGCUGAGUGUCGCUUCUUGUUCAUUGUUGGCCAGGACGAUCGCAACUGGAAAAGUGAAUUCUUCGCAGUUGAGGGGAGCAAACGUUUGCAAGCUCAUGGGAAGGAAAAGCCCGAGAUAGUCUGUUACCCUGGAGCAGGGCACUACAUUGAACCCCCCUUUUUCCCAAUGUGUGCAGCCUCAAUGCACCUUCUAUUUGGCAAGCCUGUGGUGUGGGGAGGGGAGCCCAAGGCACACUCUGAAGCACAGGUAGAUGCUUGGAAGCAGAUCCAAGCUUUCUUCCGCAAACACCUCCUGAGCAACCCAUCUGAAACACAUAGUAAGCUGUGA
Chaetura pelagica (chimney swift) is the source of this 825-nucleotide messenger RNA. Its product is annotated as acyl-coenzyme A thioesterase 1-like. NCBI's taxonomy places the organism in Eukaryota, Metazoa, Chordata, Aves, Apodiformes, Apodidae. The transcript has 2 exons. Gene Ontology annotation, molecular function: fatty acyl-CoA hydrolase activity. Bases 1 to 825 code for a protein of 274 amino acids. Gene Ontology annotation, biological process: acyl-CoA metabolic process; fatty acid metabolic process. The record is from RefSeq and is a predicted model, not a curated record.